AUGUUUUCAUAAUUAAUAGGCAAUUGACUUUAGUACCCUACAUAUCAAUAAAUAACCUCAAUUUUUGGUAUAAACUUCAACUAGCCAGAAGAAAAUAUUGCUAUAAAAAAUCAUUUCAUCACAAAUAUAAUGGCAACAAAACUCAUACUCAUAAUUUCCAUCCUUAGAUUUCUUAGCUUCAUGACCCUUUUCACAAAAUCAAUUGCACAAUCUGCAAACUAUGUAGGUGAUGAUUGUAAAAACUCAACAGAACAAUCUCUUACAGCUACAUACAAAUCAAACCUUAACAAAGUAUUGUCAUUGCUUUCCUCUGAUGCUAUUGUAAGCAAAGGAUAUAAUCACACAAGCAUAGGUGAUAACACAGUUGAUGCUGUUUAUGGUCUCUAUGAUUGUAGGGGUGAUGUUAGAGGUUCAUUUUGUCAAUUUUGUGUUUCUACUGCUGCCUCAGAUAUUCCUCAAUACUGUCCUAAUAGAGCCUCAGUUACUAUAUGGUACAACUUUUGCAUUCUCAGAUAUUCCAAUCAUAAUUUCUUUGGAAAGCUAACAACAGAUCCAUCAUGGUACAACAUAUCUGGGUCAGAAAACAUCAAUAAUCCACAAGAACUUGAGAAAGCUGAGGAUAAUAUGCAAAGUUUGAUCAAAGAAGCUACUUUGGAUACCAAAAAUUUAUUUGCAAUGGGUGAGUUCAAUUUGAGUACUAAUAAAAAAAGAUAUGGAAUGGUGCAGUGUAGUAGGGACCUUAAUGACAAGCAAUGUAAUCAAUGUUUGGGGGCUAUGUUAGACAAAGUUCCUAAAUGUUGUGGGACAAAGAUUGGUUGGCAAGUUCUUGCUCCAAGUUGUUUGAUAAAAUAUGAUGAUUUUAAGUUCUAUGAACUUAUUUAUCAAACAUCAACUCCUUUGGCAGCUGGCCAAGGAGGUUCAAAAAUAUCAAAUACCUUGAUCAUCAUCAUAGUCAUUGUGUUGGUGGUGGCAGUUGCUCUCAUGAGUUGUUGUAUCUACUUCAUAUGGAGGCUUAAUCAUUCAAAUAAAGAUGGAUUAGAAUCAGAGACAAUUCCUAUAUCUCUUCAUGACCGUAAAGGAAACGAUUCAAUAAAUUCCAACCUUCCAAUAAUCCCUUUAACUUGGAUUAAACAAAGUACUAAUAACUUUUCCGAGUUAUGUAAACUAGGAGAAGGUGGAUUUGGCCCUGUUUAUAAGGGUAAUUUAGUAGAUGGAACAGAAGUUGCAAUCAAAAGGCUAUCUAUAACAUCUGGUCAAGGUUCACAAGAGUUCAAAAAUGAAGUGAUCUUUAUAGCUAAAUUGCAACAUAGAAACCUUGUGAGACUUUUGGGUUGCUGCAUUGAGGAUAAUGAGAAGUUGCUUUUAUAUGAAUACAUGCCAAACUCUAGCCUUGACUUUCAUCUAUUUGGUACUAAUGAUGAAAAAAGAAAACUUCUAGAUUGGAAGUUAAGAUUGAACAUUAUUAAUGGAAUUGCAAAAGGACUCUUGUACCUUCAUGAAGACUCUAGACUUAGAGUAAUCCAUAGAGACUUAAAAGCUAGUAAUGUUCUACUAGAUCAAGAGAUGAAUCCAAAAAUAUCUGAUUUUGGAUUGGCAAGGGCAUUUGAAAAAGACCAAGCUCAAGAAAAUACAAGAAGAGUUGUGGGCACAUAUGGAUACAUGUCUCCAGAGUAUGCUAUGGAGGGGUUAUAUUCAGUGAAAUCUGAUGUUUUCAGCUUUGGAGUUCUUUUAUUAGAGAUAAUUUGUGGACAAAGAAAUAGUGGAUUCUAUCUCGGAGAACACGGUCAAAGUCUUCUUAUAUAUAGUUGGAAUCUUUGGCAUGAAGGAAAAAGUUUGGAACUUGUAGAUCCAAUAUUGAAAGAGACAUACAUAGCCAAUGAAGUUGUAAGGUGCAUACACAUUGGUUUGUUGUGUGUACAAGAAGAUGCAAUUGAUAGACCAACCAUGUCCAAUGUUGUUGUCAUGUUUGCAAGUGAUACAAUGGCACUUCCCAAUCCUAAUCAUCCUGCAUUUUCAGUUGGAAGAAACGUUAAGGAACAUGGAUCAACUUCAAAAACUUCCAAUGAUCCUUCUGUUAAUGAAAUUACAAUAUCAAAUGUUUUCCCUAGGUAGGGACAUAAAAUGGUAAAAUAUUCUGUGAAGUUACUUUGGUCCGAGUAUUUAAAUCGUUGGAUAACACAUGACAACUCAAUGACUUUGACAAUAUGAGAAUUCAAAAUCUCAACUGUUCGAUUUUUUUAUCAACAAUUGAGAUCACUGACUACAAAUUGUAGAACCAAUUAUCACAACAAAUUGGGCAGCCUCCUAUGAGAAGCAUGUAAUAGUUUAGAGUUGCAAUCCUAACAUUGUAGAUAUUUAUUCUAUUCAUGUUGUAAAUCACAUAAUCUUGCUUUUAAAUUGUAUUAAGUUACACAUUUUUUGGGAUUUCUUCUUUCACAAUUCACACC
Messenger RNA from Trifolium pratense (red clover), 2447 nucleotides. Its product is annotated as cysteine-rich receptor-like protein kinase 10. Bases 130 to 2112 code for a protein of 660 amino acids. Gene Ontology annotation, biological process: protein phosphorylation. The transcript has 8 exons. Gene Ontology annotation, molecular function: ATP binding; protein serine/threonine kinase activity. The record is from RefSeq and is a predicted model, not a curated record. NCBI's taxonomy places the organism in Eukaryota, Viridiplantae, Streptophyta, Magnoliopsida, Fabales, Fabaceae.